GAUUCUCUCAUAGCCCGAUCCUGUUCAAUUUCCUUGAGAAAGAAAGAGAAAUUUGAAAAAAAAAUGUCAAGAGUCGCAGAAUUCCCAGUCACGGCACGAGCCCGCUUGGCCGUGCUCUCGGCUCACCUCGCCGGCGCGUCGCUCGAGCCGACCGAGCUCUUCGGCUCCGCCGCUCUCGAGCCGAACUGCGUCUCGGCUCAGACCUUCGUCCCGCCACCGCCGAACCUUAAGGGCUCCUUGACCGUCGUCGACGAGCGGACGGGUCGGAGUUACCAGGUCCAGGUCUCCGACGAAGGCACCGUCAAAGCCACUGAUCUCAAGAAGAUAACGACGGGAAGGAAUGACAAGGGGCUAAAGCUCUACGAUCCUGGGUAUCUGAACACAGCGCCUGUUCGGUCGUCGAUUUGUUAUAUUGAUGGCGAUGAAGGAAUCCUUAGGUACAGAGGUUAUCCGAUCGAGGAAUUGGCUGGGAGCAGCACCUUUUUGGAAGUCGCCUACCUUUUGAUGUAUGGGAAUUUGCCUUCUCAAAGUCAGUUAGCAGACUGGGAAUUUGCUAUUUCUCAGCAUUCCGCUGUACCACAAGGAGUCUUGGAUAUUAUACAGGCAAUGCCUCAUGAUGCACAUCCUAUGGGUGUGCUUGUCAGUGCCAUGAGUGCUCUUUCCGUCUUUCAUCCUGAUGCCAACCCUGCCCUCAGAGGCCAAGAUCUUUAUCGCUCAAAACAAGUGAGAGACAAACAAAUAGCACGAAUUCUCGGGAAGGCACCAACAAUUGCAGCCGCUGCUUAUUUAAGACUGGCAGGAAGACCACCAGUUCUACCUUCUAGCAAUCUUUCUUAUGCAGAAAACUUCCUAUACAUGCUAGAUUCACUAGGCAAUAGGUCUUACAAACCCAAUCCUCGACUUGCUAGAGUUCUAGACAUUCUCUUUAUACUGCAUGCAGAACAUGAAAUGAACUGCUCUACAGCUGCGGCACGGCAUCUUGCAUCAAGUGGUGUUGAUGUUUAUACUGCUCUUGCUGGUGCUGUCGGGGCUCUGUAUGGUCCCCUUCAUGGUGGGGCCAAUGAGGCUGUGCUCAAGAUGCUUAGUGAGAUUGGAACUGUUGAAAACAUUCCAGACUUCAUCGAGGGUGUGAAGAACAGGAAGCGAAAGAUGUCAGGUUUUGGGCAUCGUGUGUACAAAAACUACGAUCCAAGAGCGAAAGUCAUAAGAAAGCUGGCAGAGGAAGUAUUUUCAAUCGUUGGUCGUGAUCCCCUUAUUGAGGUAGCUAUUGCUUUGGAGAAGGCUGCACUAUCUGAUGAGUACUUUGUUAAGCGAAAACUAUAUCCGAAUGUUGAUUUCUACUCUGGGUUAAUAUAUAGGGCAAUGGGAUUUCCACCUGAGUUCUUCACUGUCUUAUUUGCAAUUCCCCGAAUGGCUGGGUACCUUGCACACUGGAGGGAGUCCCUAGAUGAUCCCGACACAAAAAUAAUGAGACCACAGCAGGUUUACACAGGGGUCUGGUUGCGGCAUUAUAUGCCUCUGCAAGAACGGAUCUCCUCAAACGAGGCCGACAGGCUCAGUCAGGUCUCUGUUUCGAAUGCUUCUAGGCGUCGGCUGGCUGGAUCUGGCGUUUAAUUCUUUAACUAGGUCCAUGUAAAACCAACUAUCACAAGGGAAAGGAAAAAUAGAUUCAUGAAAAGCUCGUAGCCAGGAACACGAUAUUUAUUAUUAUUUUUUUCCUCCCAUCUUUGGACAGAAACAUUUGCUGCUUUCCACAUAAAAAUAAGCCUAUAUUAGAAGCAGUAUUUAUGCAGGUUGUAGGUUUUUAUAUGUAUGCCACCUUAAAUAAGUGGAAUAUUGUUCUCUGCGUGUAUUGCCGUUAUGCCAAAUUAAUGGCUUGGUUUUUCCAUUAUAAUGAAAAGGUGUUGGUCGUCUUUAUGCUUUUAA
Molecule: messenger RNA, 1926 nt
Organism: Morus notabilis
Lineage: Eukaryota; Viridiplantae; Streptophyta; Magnoliopsida; Rosales; Moraceae
Product: citrate synthase, glyoxysomal
Exons: 13
Coding region: 64-1614 (516 amino acids)
Biological process (GO): carbohydrate metabolic process; tricarboxylic acid cycle
Cellular component (GO): mitochondrial matrix
Source: RefSeq, a predicted model, not a curated record